This is a messenger RNA of Olea europaea var. sylvestris, 3974 nucleotides long. RefSeq names its product probable disease resistance protein At5g63020. The transcript has 5 exons. NCBI's taxonomy places the organism in Eukaryota, Viridiplantae, Streptophyta, Magnoliopsida, Lamiales, Oleaceae. The record is from RefSeq and is a predicted model, not a curated record. The coding region runs from base 780 to 3758 and encodes 992 amino acids. Gene Ontology annotation, molecular function: ADP binding; protein binding.
UAAUACAUCAUGUCAUUAAAAAUAGUAAUAAUAAAAAAUGACACAAAUACCUUUAACCAAUAUGUUUGGAAAAUAAAAGAGGGGCAAAACUGACUUUGUACCAUUUGGUGCAAAGAUUAUGCUACAUAAUCCUUUACACCUCCUCACAUGGAGGGAGUCCCAUGCAUAAUAAAUUAUAUAAGAGCCCCCCCUCCAUGUGAGAGGGGUGUCACCGUAUGUGUACACGGAAAGUGUACAUAUAAUACAAUUCUUGGUGCAAAGUUUGGUGUCCCUUAGAGUGAGUUUGCACCGACAUUGGAGUUGAACUGAACAUCAUUGUGACGAAGUUAAGAAUUUAGAGAAUAUGUAAGUGGAGAAUUUUUGUAAUAAGCAUAUGGACUAGCGGUCAAUUUGGACAUUCUGCCCAUUAUUGGAGUACUGGUUAUGAAUUUAGAUUGACUACACGAAUCCUUUGUAGGAAAAUGCUGCUCGACCCGGGAUAAAAUCCCGGGCUUGGAACUAGGGGCCAAGGUGGCAAAAUCUCGGCCCCCGAUGUGAAUCGUGCAAGCCUCGUGUGAUUGAUUUUGGAAUAUCCAUAUUACUCGAUUCAAGUGUUUUGAGUGAUAGGCUCAAUUGGAGGAGAUUCGUAGUCUUCAUUACUAAUUUGGACUCAACUACAACCAUCUAAUCUGAAACAAUUCAGUGUUUUGAGUGAUAGGCUCAAUUGGAGGAGGUUCGUAGUCUUCAUUACUAAUUUGGACUCAACUGCAACCAUCUAAUCUGAAACAAUUCAGGAAGCCAUGGUGGAUAAGGUGUUAGAAUUGGGUGCACCGAUAUUCCAAAACAUUGUUGCACGGCUAUGCCCAAACUUGGAAGAAAAAAGGAAGACUCUUCAGAAAAAUAUACGAUUACUGAAAGGUCGAAAAGAUGAUGUUGAUGAAGAAUUACGUCAUUCUGGAAAAAAACGCAAGAGAGAGGUUGAAGAUUGGAGGAAUGAUGUUGAAAACAUUAUAAAACAGUUUGAAACCUUGGAACCAAUAAGCAGCAGAUUUUAUCAUGUUUUCAAACGACAAAAGUUGGCUGAACAGCUUGAAAGAAUGAUUGAGGAAGUGACGGUGCUCGUUGAACGAAGAAAUUUUCCUAGCGGACUUUUUCUGGAGGUUGAUGAGAGUAUUGACCGUUUAUUGUUAAUACCCCGACCGAAUGGCCAAGCAUUUCAACAAAAUUUUGAUGACAUUUGGACAUCAUUAAUGGAUGCCAACGUAGUAAGCAUUGGCAUUUAUGGAAUGGGGGGAGUAGGCAAGACGACUCUGGCAAGGCAUGUCCAUGAUAAGCUAAAAGAAUCCUUGCGUCAUGUUUAUUGGGUCACCGUCUCUCAAGAGUUCAGCAUUUACAAAUUGCAAACUGACAUUGCUCGUGAACUGAAUCCAGAUAUCACAUGUGAGAAUGAUGAGGGGAAAAUGGCAGCUAAACUCUUCCAGGAAUUCCAGAAGAAGAAGAGAUUUGUGCUUAUACUGGAUGAUGUUUGGGAACGUAUUGAUGCAGAGAAGAUAGGCAUUCCUUCUAAAAUGGAUGGAAGCAAGUUGGUCAUAACAAGUCGAUUAGAAAAAGUUUGUCAUCGUAUGUGCUGCAAAAAGAUUAUAAAAGUGAACACGCUUUCCAAGCAAGAAGCUUUGGACCUAUUCUUGAAGACGCUUGAUUGUGGUGAACCUUCUUUAGAAGUAAAGAUUUGCAAGAAAAUGGUAAAGAGAUGUGGUGGUUUGCCACUUGCAAUCAUCACAUUGGCUGGAAGCAUGACAGGCGUGAUUGACAUUCAUGAAUGGAAAGAUGCAUCGGAAGGGCUUAAAAAAUCGUGUUUGGGACGAGCCGACAUGAAAGAUGAGGUUUUGCCAAUUCUCUUGUACAGUUAUCAUCGGUUGAGAGAUAAAAGGCUAAAAAGUUGUUUUUUGAAUUGUUCUUUAUAUCCUGAAGAUUUUCGUAUUUCAAGAGAAGAAUUGAUUCAACAUUUCAUGUUAGAAGAGCUGAUGGAGCGAAGAUUAAGCUGGGAAGCUGAAUUCAACCAAGGUCAUGCAAUACUAAAUCAAUUGGUGAGAGCCUGCUUAUUGGAAACUGAUUCAGAUGGGAGGCUGAAGAUGCAUGAUUUAAUCAGAGAGAUGGCAAUAGGGAUCACUAAAGACAACCCCCCGAGGUACAUGGUAAAAGCUGGACUUCACUUAAAGGAAUUACCAGAGGAGCAAAAGUGGACAGAAGAUUUGGAUAAGGUUUCCUUGAUGGACAACUCUAUAGAGGAAAUUUCACCUGGCACGUCACCUAAGUGUCCAAGUCUUUCCACCUUGAUCUUGAGAGAAAAUCCUCUACGAUUGAUUGCAGAUUGUUUCUUUACGCAAAUGUGUGGGUUACGCACUCUCGAUUUAAGUGAAACUGAAAUUGAGAGCUUGCCAAAUUCCAUAUCAGACUUGGUGAAGCUUAAUGCAUUAGUGCUCUCAGGUUGUUUUCGACUGGUAUCAGUGCCAUCGUUGGAAAAGCUCAAGGAAUUGAGAUAUUUGGAGCUCUCAUUUACUAGUGUUGAAGAAGUACCCCAAGGUAUGGAAAGCUUAACCAACCUCAAGCGCUUAAGUUUGUUGUGUGAUAGACUAAAGAUGAUACCGACGGGGACUUUGCGUAGACUCACACAUCUUCAGCUGCUCGAGUGGCCAGAUCAUUUAGAUGUACUGAUGGAAGAAGUUGAGACAUUGAAACAGUUGCAAGUUUUAAGAUGCAGGUUAAAUAGCGUACGUGAUCUCAAUCGGUUAAUCAACUCACGACGAAAUUUCAAGCCACUCUAUUUCUACGAUAUUACAGUUGGUUCUCGAGAAAUGGUUAAACUAAGAAAGAGAAGUGGACCAUGUAAAUUUUUAUAUUUUGGAGAAAACGGUCUCAUGGAAUCCUCUUUAGACACAGAUAAGAAUAUGCUGCCGCAAGAUAUUGAGUAUUUGUGUUUUUGUAGCAGUGGCUUAAGUGGUUGCUUAUUGGAUGAAUUUCCAACUUUGAGCUCUGCUAGAGAUUUAAAAGAAUGCGGGAUAAUGGCGGAGGAUAAAAUAGAGUGCAUUACGAGGUUAGAGGAAGAACAACAAUCUAGAGGGGUCCCAUUCCAAAGCCUUAAAAGGUUGCAUCUGAUGGAAUUGCCAAAUUUAAUUGGUCUCUUCAAGUGGGAAGCAGUUGCUGCACCUCUUCCACGUGGAACAUUUUCCUGUCUCCGAUGGUUAGAUAUUUGUGGUUGUCAUAAAAUUAAGAAGGUUUUCCCUCAGAGUUUGGUACAUAAUUUCCAUAACCUCGAACACUUGGGUGUCGGGAACUGUGCACAAAUGGAGGAGAUAAUAGAAGAUGACAAAAAUGAAGGAGCUGAUAUCACAUUACCAAGGUUAAAGACCUUUUAUCUGGAGAAUCUGCCACAAGUAAAGAGCAUCUGUAAGGGAAAGAUGAUUUGUGAUUCCAUUGAGAGUGUUUCGUUGGGGGACAUUAAAAAUAUAAAAGAAUUCCCUUUAUAUUUACCGCUACUUGAUGGACAGCUAUCUCCUCCCUCACGUCUUGCAUCAAUCUAUGUAACUGGAGACAAAGAAUGGUGGGAAUCAUUGGAGUGGCCUCAACACAAUGCCAAAAAUGUUCUUCAACGCUUGGUUAGAUUCCAAAUCGACGGCACUCCUGGCAUGUAUUUUUGGAAUAAGGAGUGGAAUGCACAACUCAUUUGGAUGCUUCGGAGACAGGAGAGGGGGAAAGCCAAUGCUAAAGUUGUACUUUGAUGAACAUUUUAGACAUUUUAUCGCUGUCCAAAUGUGAUUGGGAACUGCUUUAUUUUCAUUUUCUAUGGGUAUCUGUAUUACAAAUCCUAGGUACACUAUUGCCUUUACUCUUAGGAUUUAGUUACAUAAUAUAUCAACUUAUGCUUUGGGAAACUCAUUUCGGAAUUUGUGUAAAAAGUUCAUUAAUUUAGCUAUAAAUUAUUCGGUUGUAUUACA